Messenger RNA from Vitis riparia (riverbank grape), 951 nucleotides. Its product is annotated as protein LIM1-like. NCBI's taxonomy places the organism in Eukaryota, Viridiplantae, Streptophyta, Magnoliopsida, Vitales, Vitaceae. The record is from RefSeq and is a predicted model, not a curated record. The transcript has 2 exons. The coding region runs from base 379 to 705 and encodes 108 amino acids. Gene Ontology annotation, biological process: systemic acquired resistance. Gene Ontology annotation, molecular function: fatty acid binding.
CAAGCCCCCGACCAUAUUUCUAGUUCAUUGACUUACUAUUGUCUUUUGGUUCAGCAUAUCUAAUAUUUUAUCCUUCCAUGGGAGGCAAUGCAUUUCUGCUUCAAGUUCCAGGACUGCAAGGACUCACAAAAGGUGGGUUUAUGAACUGCUUCACCAGCACACACCCUUCACAUUCCUGGCAUUUUUUCUAUGAAGCAGGUCAGUAGCAGAGCAGAGCUGCCAUAACAUGGCAUGAUCAGUGUGAUCUCAGGUUAGGAGAGACACGCAGAUUGGCAUGAACCCAAUCUAUCUGUCUAUAUAUCAAAGGCCUUUUUGAAGCCCAUUCUUUGCCCAGGAAAAGACGGUUACAGAGAUCGAAUUUCAAAUUUCAGUUCAAACAUGAAGCUUUCACACUCCAAAUUUUCAGUGCCAGUGCUGGUGUUUUUGUUGAUCAUAGCAGGUUUAGUGGGGCAAGGGCAAGGCACUACUUGUGGGACCUCUUUCUUCUCUGCUCUCAUUCAGAUGAUACCUUGUAGAGCAGCAGUCGCUCCAUUCAGCCCCAUCCCGCCAAGUGAAGCCUGCUGUAACGCUGUGAGAACACUGGGCCAGCCCUGUCUGUGCGUGCUCAUAAACGGCCCUCCUAUAUCUGGCGUUGAUCGGAACAUGGCCAUGCUGCUCCCAGAGAAGUGCACCACCAACUUUGAUCCAUGUGAGAUGGAAAAGUAGAGAAGUAGAAGCCUAUAGAGCCAGGAAAGAGCAAUAGAGAACUAUCACCUUCUUAUGCUGCUGCUGCUGCUACUACUAAUAAGAGAAUAACCAUUGAGAUGAAGCACUUUUAGGUCUUUUUAACUUUGCUCUUGUAAUUUUCCUAUCUACUAUUGUCUUUCCCACAUUGCUUAGUUCAUAAUAUGUAUGGUUGCUUUUCUCUUGGUUUGCAGUAUAUCUUUCUCUCCAACCCCAUCUUAUUCUACU